This is a messenger RNA of Suillus subaureus, 831 nucleotides long. Its product is annotated as NAD dependent epimerase/dehydratase. The coding region runs from base 1 to 831 and encodes 276 amino acids. Lineage: Eukaryota; Fungi; Basidiomycota; Agaricomycetes; Boletales; Suillaceae. The record is from RefSeq and is a predicted model, not a curated record. The transcript is spliced from 5 exons.
AUGGAUCCUGGAUUGCAAGGAGUGCAUGUCGUUGUUACAGGGGCAAGUGGUGGCAUCGGGCUAGAGACAGUGAAAUUGUUUUGUGACAUCCAGCAUUGGGCCGCCGGCGCGAAAGCGACCGCACAUUAUAACUCCAAAUUUGGUCCGAUUCAGGAGCUUCUGGCAUCGAACACCAAUCUUCAACAUGUCCAGGCGAAUCUGUCUCAAGAGGAGGCCGUGGUGGCUAUGUUCGAGUCGUUGGCUGCUAUGCCUCACGGCUCCGUACAAGUGGUGAUCGUCAACCACGCUAUAUUUCCAAUUUCAGAAGUUCCAAUCGCAAGGAUGACGCUGGACCAAUGGAACACCACCAUGACUACGAACUUGACGUCAUUAUUCCUGGUGUGCAGAGAGUAUUUGAAGCACCUUGAAUGUGCACCUUCUACUAUCAAGGAGAAGGCGGCGAUUGUGCUUAUUGGAAGUACCUCUGGGAAGUUUGGCGAACCCAAUCGUGGGGACUACGCUGCGACGAAGAGCGCAAUGAUGUACGGUUUGAACUUUACUCUCAAGAAUGAAAUCGUGAAGAUAGCCCCCAAAGGCAGAGUCAACUGUAUUGCGCCUGGCUGGGUCAAGACACUCAUGGCUGAAGAAGCCUUGAAUGAUUUUCAAAUAGUGUGUCGUGAUUUGGCUACGACUCCGCUUAAGAAGGUGGCCAUGCCGAUCGACGUCGCAACACAGAUUGUGGUCCUUACAUCAUCCACUUUCUCCGGUCAUGUCACUGGUCAAGUCGUGAUGAUUGAAGGUGGAAUGCAGGGAAUAUUGCUAAAUAGACCAGAGGAUUUGCAGGGAUCUUAA